Vollenhovia emeryi is the source of this 2713-nucleotide messenger RNA. RefSeq lists its product as uncharacterized. Lineage: Eukaryota; Metazoa; Arthropoda; Insecta; Hymenoptera; Formicidae. Gene Ontology annotation, molecular function: protein binding. The annotation marks the transcript as partial. The transcript has 5 exons. The record is from RefSeq and is a predicted model, not a curated record.
CUAAAAGUACUACAACAAAAGAAACAAUCACUCUUCUAAAUCAGUACUUUCAUCACUUUGGAACUUACAAACGAAUAGUAUCAGAUAGAGGCACCUCUUUUACUUCGGAAGCAUUUUCAGAUUUAAUGACUGACCUUAAUAUAUUAAACAUGUUAAGACAGCUACAGCUACACCAAGAAGUAAUGGACAAGUCGAACGUGUCAACCGUUUUUUAAGAUCAGUAUUAGCCAAAUUGUCGGUAGACGAACCAUGGAUUAAUGUUUUAAUGAAAGCUCAAUUUUCAUUGAAUAACACAUAUCACAAAGCAAUUGAUACCUCCCCGAGUCUACUCUUGUUUUGGAUAUGAGCAACGCGGACUUAUUGGUGAAAACCUAAGAACUUAUUUACAAGACUGUAAUAAUUUAACUAAUGAUAGGACUCAACUUAGAAAUACCGCUAUUAUUAAGAAUCGCGAACUACAAGAAUACAAUAAACGUAUAUACGAUAAAAAACACAAAAAACCACGUCAAUAUAAAAUAGGCGAUUACGUAAUGAUAAAAAAUGUUAUAACUACUCCGGGGAUAAAUACUAAAUUGCUACCAAAAUAUAAGGGACCCUAUGUUAUAGAUACUGUAUUAGACAACGACCGAUAUAUAAUCUUAAGGAUAUACAAGGAUUUCAAAUUAGUCAGAAACCCUUCUCUGGUAUUUUUAGUCCUGAUCGCAUAAAACCGUGGAUCAGAAUUUCCAAAUCCGAUUCCGAACCCGAAUACGAUAGUAGCGACGAUCAAAUAGAAACGAACAUGGUCGAGGACGACCAUAUAAUGUCAGAAUGGCCGAACUGUGAAGCGUCGUCUACAAUAACCGGCGUAAGCGUGGAGUAAGAAGUAAGAGCAGGCGUAAGAGAGCUACUUCCGGUUUAAUAGAGCUGGAGUAAGGGCGUAAGCGAAAUGAAUUAUUUUUAUUUCUUACGCCUACUCUUACUCUUACGCCUUUUCACGCAUGCCUACACAACACCUACUUCACCGUAUUGUAGAUUGAGUCGGCGUAAACCUUACGCCAAAAACGUUACUCCUACUCUUACUUCUUACUCCACGCUUACGCCGGUUAUUGUAGACGACGCUUGAGACUUAUUAGAUUAAGUAUGUGUGAGACUUAUUAGAUUAAGUAUGCGUUAUAUUUUAUUUCAGUUUAUAUUGUGAGAUUUGUUAUUAGAUUAAGCAUGCGUUAUAUUUUAUUUCGGUUUAUAUCCUUUUAUCGACAGCCAUAGUAAUUAUAAGUUUAUGUUCAUGCGCAUGCGCAUAACCGAGCGCGAUCAAGCCGAGAGGAAGGAGAAAGACUUCCGCCCGCCAUAUUACGUGUUAGCUGUACGUUAAAGCUGCAUUAAAGUUCUUCCGUUCCGUCCAGUUGUACCCCGCUUGUUUCUGUUGCUGGCCCCUAUCCUCGGUCAAUCCCUUACAAUACAAAAGAUUUAUGAAAACGCAUUGAGAACAUAUAUAUUUGUUGUGUAGUUAAGGAUGUAUUACGUAUACCUUCCCAGCAAAAAAUACAGUAAUCUUAAAAAUUCAAUAUAUAUCGGUUGUAUGCAUACUUUAACGGCUGGCUAAUAUUGAAUAUUAUAACAAAGAUGUUAAUGUCACUGAUUUAAAUAACUUCAACCUCUUUUUAUAAUUAUUGACAGCGUAUUUAUAAAUAUUCUUAAUAGCAGUUAAAAACUUUUAGUUGUGAAUUUGCCCAGAAUCCAACUGCUAAAACAAAAAAUCUGACAUAUGUAAUCUGCAUAUAGACAGAAAUAAGUGUUGGUUGUAUACAGGGUGUCUGAUGCAAAAGUAGCAAGAUCAGGAGUACAUCAAAAAGGACAGUUCUAGCAAACAAAUUGUAAAAGAUAUAUCUAAGAAGUUAAUUGGGGAUCCUAAAAAAUAUAUAAAUUAUUAUCACUUGCACGGCGCAUGUUUGAUGCAAUCUGGUGGUUUCAAAAUCUCAAUAUCCUCCUGGCAGGAACAACCACGUGUACCAUCAUCAGAUGAACCAGACGAUGAUAGCAGCGUUUUUUAUAAUUAUAUUGAUCUCGAGUUUGAUAAAGCCGUAUAUCCGAUCAGAGUUUCUAUAUAUUCUAUAUGAAAUGUAUCGUCCUGGGUAUAUCACUCAAAUUUGGGCUCACAAUUCUCAAGAAAAUCGGUGGUUUCCAUUAUGGACUGGCAAACGUCAGAGUUCUUUACCAAAUAAACCACGGCUAUUUUCCCCGCCUUUGGAGUUCUGUGACUUCAAAACCAAAAGGAUUAGAUUAAAAUUUACGUACAGUUUUCUGUAUUAUGAGACAAAAUUAGCAGCUGUGAUGCUUAUCGGUACAUCAAAAUUAAUCCUUUCUAAAAAUACGGAAGGAAUUUUCACUAGUAUAUUAAAGAAUGUGAAGGGCCAACAUUUGAUCACUGAUAAUUUAACGCCUAUUAAUAAACAUGCACACAGGGAUAUAAGGCGUCUCCAAGAUAAUUUUUCUUACUACUGUACCAUUUAUACGAGCCACUUGCAUUCGAAUUAUGCACGGAUUAGAAAAUGUUCCAAACUUUCUUUAGAUAGUUCCAAGAAGCUUACACCUUGCGGUUUUUCUACGCUGCCUGAUGAAAUGAUACUAAAAAUAUUAAAGUACUUGGAUAUAAGGUCGUUGUGCCAUAUGAGCACAAUGAAUAAACGUCUUAAUGACUUAACACGAGAUGGUUCUCUGUUUAAGUGCUUGG